CCAACUGACCACAAAUUCAUUAAGCACCAUGCUCCUGUGAAUGAGUAUUUGGGUAUUUAUUUAUCUCAGUUAUAUAGUUGCAAUGCUAUUAAUCACUUUUUAGGCCAGAUGUGGUUCAGUUGCGAGACUAAUUACUAUACUUUAUUUUCUCUGAUUGAUAUAGCUACUGUGAAUCCUAAGGUGCUGGUGGAGCUCUUCUCGAUGUACCGUGAUUGGCAGGAGCAGAAGACUCAAAUGAUUAGCAAAAAGCAGGAAGAGAUAGAAAACAAAAUAGAUGUUGCAGAUGCUUUGGCAGUUAAACUUCUACAACGUUUUAAUUUCUCAGUGUCGGCAAUGAAGACAGCUUCACAACAUUUAUCAGAAGUUCAUGCAUUGCAGGUGGACAUUGGAGAACUUAAAGGAAGGUUAACAGAGGUUAUUAGCAACUGCGAUGCACUGUGCAAGAGAAUUGCUUCAGAGGGGCCAGAAUCUCUUCGUUCAUCUGUCAAACCAUUUACAAUUGCCACUGCUGACUCAGAAAUCAGCUCUACUUCAUCUUCUUUGCCAAGAGAUUUAAACAAAACAGUAGCCAAGUUAGAAUAGAUAGUUUUGUUCUUGUAUGUAGUUACAAGGAUUUUUAUUGAUUCAGAUUGAGGUUAAUCCUCAGUGGCUAACCAGAGUGGCUUCAUUACAUGUCUGACUGGUAUCGGACAACCCAUGUAUAAAAUUGAGUCUAUGAAGCAUUUCAUCAUAUAAAAUAUGAGGAUUAUUGAUGCUCAGCAUGUAGAAUAAAAGUUAAUCAGUUGUGGAGCUCAGUAGGCUUUUUCUAAA
This is a messenger RNA of Quercus lobata, 810 nucleotides long. RefSeq lists its product as uncharacterized. The transcript is spliced from 3 exons. The record is from RefSeq and is a predicted model, not a curated record. Bases 109 to 582 code for a protein of 157 amino acids. Lineage: Eukaryota; Viridiplantae; Streptophyta; Magnoliopsida; Fagales; Fagaceae.